Echinostoma caproni is the source of this 253-nucleotide messenger RNA. NCBI's taxonomy places the organism in Eukaryota, Metazoa, Platyhelminthes, Trematoda, Plagiorchiida, Echinostomatidae. The record is from the annotation of a GenBank genome assembly.
UCCCGGGGAAGCCGAAGCUCAAUGCGCAGCAUUGGCCAAGGCGGGUAAGGUCUUUGCCGUCGGUACUGAAGAUAUGGAUGCGUUGGCGUUCGGGACCCCUGUACUUCUUCGGCAUUUGACGUUCAGCGAAGCCAGGUUGGUUUUUCUGGUUUCUCAAAAGAGAGUAUUUUCUAUUGGAUUUUGUCUUCUUGUACCGUAUUUUAGUAAUAUUAAUGUUAUCAGUGUGGUUAAUGUUCGCUUCUCACAGCCGUAG